GCUCCCCCCUCUGUGCCAGUGUGUCAUCUGAAGGACUGGGGAAAGGAGCUGAGAGUGGCUCGUCCGACCUCUUGGCGUAAAUCGUUCAUCUGUGCUGUUAUACUUUUCUAGCAGUUUACUCGUUUCUUCAUUUGAAACUUCGGCGGAAUGAGUAGAAAAAGUCUCUAGAACCGAAGAGGGAAACAUCGGGUAGGCGAAUUGUUGCAGAUUUUGGAGUCCUUCGGGGGAAGAUGUUUAAUGGUGAUGCGAUUUCCCAUAAAGACACAUGACUGUCAAGUUAAAGUGUGUUUGGAUCAACACGACUCUGAACUACGGAUGAAAAAAUCUAAAUCGAUCUAUUUGUCGAGCACAGAGUGAUUGUUUAUGGCCAAAACCGAUGUUUGUUAAAGGAAGAAGAAAUCUUGGGUUUCGUCAGUUUGCGUCAUGACUUCCAGCUAUGCGCAUGUAAUGGACAGACAAGCCACGCUGCCUAACCGACUGGAGAGUUCGAUCAACGCAAAUCAGGAUCAUUUACAGGCUAAGAAGAACUUUUCCGUGAGCCACCUGUUGGAUCUGGAGGAAGCGCGGGAGAUGGUGGGAGCUCAAGCGGAGGAGAGCGCAGGAGAGGCGGGCAGGAGUAUGCUGGAGUCUCCAGGACUGACGAGCGGCAGCGACACAACACAGCAGGAGAAUGAGCAACUCAACUCAGAGGAAAAGAAAAAGCGUAAACAGAGGCGAAACAGGACCACAUUCAAUAGCAGCCAACUGCAGGCCCUGGAAAGAGUAUUUGAGAGAACACAUUACCCCGACGCUUUUGUCAGAGAGGACUUAGCACGACGGGUCAACCUUACUGAAGCUCGAGUGCAGGUGUGGUUUCAAAAUCGGCGGGCUAAGUUCAGGCGAAAUGAACGUGCGAUGCUGGCCAGUAAGAAUGCCUCGUUGCUCAAGUCUUUCUCAGGAGAAGUAACAGCCGUGGAGCAGCCUAUUGUCCCUCGUCCCGCUCCCAGACCCAAUGACUACCUGUCCUGGGGAAGCUCACCAUCAUACAGCGCCAUGGCAACCUAUUCUCCAUCAUGUGCGGCGAACAACACUGCCCAGGGCAUGAACAUGGCCAAUAGUAUCGCUAACCUGAGACUAAAAGCCAAAGAAUACAGUCUCAACCAGGUACCCACAGUCAACUGAAGUGGACAACACAGUAUUUCCAGCAUCCCAACCAAAGCUUUCUAUCACAGACUCUCUACUAUUUACAUUCUUUUCUCCUAUGUGUCUUUACUCUUAUCGAUUUAAUUCUCAAAGGAAUGCAAUCAAAGAGAACUUUACCAAGGUACAAGCUUUCCAAAACCAAUGAUUUACAGAGAACAUGAUAUGUUCUUGGCAUGUGGGAAAGUGACAUGUGGGAAAAUUCAGUUUUGGAAAGCACAAAAAUGGAAACUUUCUCUGUUCGCACUGAAUGUGUGCACGAGUGUGGUCAUCUCUUUUGAUGGUGGUGGCUUACUGUAGAUUUUCUUGAGGCUGUCGCUGACCACAGGGAUUUGAUGACCUCGGCGGAAUUUACAUGCUACAAUCUUGUGGACAUCUGGGAAAUUUUCAGGAUUUCCCCUUUAUUCCUCCUUGGAACUCAUAACCGUGCACUGAGGCAACAAACUGAGAUUUGGAAUGUUUUUAUUAUUGAAACUUUUCACUUGUUUUCUGUUUUACCCAUGACAAGCAAGGGCUACAUGUUUAUUUUGGCAUACACGUAUACGUGUUGCCAUGUACAGUAUUACUACGGUAUGCAAGUAAUGUUGAACCAUGACAUCUUUUCCAUGAGUUUGGAUCCUUGUUUUAAUUUCCCCCAUAUAUAUUGUCUAAAUAUAUCUAAACAUGUAAUAUACCUUUGCAAUAAAAAUGUCCAAGCAGUGUCAUAGCAUUGCGUAUUAGGAUUAGUGCAUUAGAGGUUAUUUCUGUGUUCUCAAAAAGUCUGUUUAGCUACAUUAGAUGAAUACUUGAUUCAGCAUAUGCUGGGUUAGGUAUGUUUUGAUGCUAGUUUGACCAGCUAAGGACCAGCUAAGGACAAGCACAUGACCAUCUUAAACCAGCACAAACCAGCAUCAAAACAUACCAAACCAGCAUAUGCUGAUUUUUUCAACGAGCAUGCGUUUAUAAUAAAUUUUACUGAAAGAUUAUUCUUUGGCUA
Molecule: messenger RNA, 2155 nt
Organism: Triplophysa rosa
Lineage: Eukaryota; Metazoa; Chordata; Actinopteri; Cypriniformes; Nemacheilidae
Gene: prrx1a
Product: paired related homeobox 1a
Exons: 4
Coding region: 424-1161 (245 amino acids)
Biological process (GO): regulation of DNA-templated transcription
Molecular function (GO): DNA binding; DNA-binding transcription factor activity, RNA polymerase II-specific
Source: RefSeq, a predicted model, not a curated record